This is a messenger RNA of Oncorhynchus gorbuscha (pink salmon), 1011 nucleotides long. Its product is annotated as transmembrane protein 19-like. Lineage: Eukaryota; Metazoa; Chordata; Actinopteri; Salmoniformes; Salmonidae. Gene Ontology annotation, cellular component: membrane. The transcript has 6 exons. The record is from RefSeq and is a predicted model, not a curated record. The annotation marks the transcript as partial.
AAUAACAAGGGAAUGUAUAGUAUUUCAUUACGUAUUAAGUUUUCUUAGGGAGUUGAGAAAAUUGAGUAGGAUUUCCACUUUGCCUGUCUUUGGUCCACACUCCAGUCCAGUUGGUGGCGGUAGUGCACCUUAAAGUUGGUUUCCAAACGCCAUAUAUAAAAUCCACAGAAGAUGAAACAACGAGUCCUGUGUUUUGAAAUCUGACUCCGCUACAGGACUGUGACAGCUGUGCAUCGUUUCAUCUCGCUAAGUUAUCUUAUAGGGAGAGACAAGUUUCAUUAACGAGUUAUAUUGGCACUUCCCCCACAAUGGAAGAAGCAGGAUACAAAGCCAUGGCUUCGGCUACUUCAGGUCCUAUUCACUUCUUCCACGAUGAUUUUUGAGGAUGAGAUACAAAUGAAAGAAUACCUCAUGACGAUGACUGAUAUGAUCGUGUUGUGUGCCACCCUGGCCAUCUCCCUCUUCUUCUGGAUCAUUUCCAUCACAGCCAGCACAUAUUACGGCACUCUCCAGCCGGUGUCUCCGUGGCGAUGGUUGUUCUCCAUCCUGGUUCCUCUGACUCUCACCACACGGGCCCUGAAGAAGAGGAGUCUGGACCACGGCGGAGCCCUGGGAGCCCUGCUGGUCGGCUUCAUCCUCACCAUGGCCAACAUAAGUUUCUUCUCUGCCCUGCUGGCUUUCUUCAUCACUUCCUCCAAGCUGACACGCUGGAAAGGAGACGUCAAGAAGAAACUAGACUCGGACUAUAAAGAAGGUGGUCAGAGGAACUGGGUGCAGGUGUUCUGUAAUGGUGGUGUCCCCACAGAGCUGGCGCUGCUAUAUAUGAUCGAGGUGGGUCCAGGGGAGAUGCCGGUGGACUUUGGGAAGCAGUACUCAGCCUCCUGGAUGUGUCUGUCUCUGCUGGGGGCCUUGGCCUGCUCUACGGGGGACACCUGGGCUUCAGAGGUGGGGCCCGUCCUCAGUCAGACCAAACCCCGCCUCAUCACCUCCUGGAGAGAGGUUCCUACAGGU